Molecule: messenger RNA, 1874 nt
Organism: Dermacentor albipictus
Lineage: Eukaryota; Metazoa; Arthropoda; Arachnida; Ixodida; Ixodidae
Source: RefSeq, a predicted model, not a curated record
CGGUUGGUUUCGGUUGCGUCCCCCGGACCCCUUCUCUUGCCAGCUGUUGCUUAUCUUGCCGGUUGUGUAGCGUAGCCGGUGUAACGUCUGGUUCGUCGUGUCAAUGUUCUGGAUUGUCCACGUGUGCAUAGACAGAAAGCACUGGCAUGCAUGAAUGACUGCGUAAGUGGCGAAAGGACCAAACGCAGCUUGCGAUAUGCUCCUUUGUGUGCCACAAGCUACUGGCUUCAUAGGCGGGCUGCUGUAAUCAAGAACAACUCUUGACAAAGAAUGGCAAGGCUGUCACUCACUCAUUGCGUGACUGCAUCGGUUCUGCCCAUGCACUGCCUCCUCUCCAUACGUCUUCUCUACCAUGCUAUCUACCUCAGUUCUGGACUGUUGCACUAACCUGUUUGUGCCAGGCUUGCCUUGAUAGCUCACUUUAACGAAGAUCAGAGUCUGCAGACCAUCCCUGUUUUUCAGCAUGUUUCAAAUAACAGCUGCUCUUAGUUCUGCAAAGCACCUGCGGUGGGUGCCUUUCAGGUGCAGAUUUAUUAGUCGGUGCCACACUGCCACCAGUGAGGCCCCAGUUGUGGAGCGCGAGGUCCGAGAGCUGCAGAUCCCCAUUCCGUAUGGGCACCUGGCUGCUAAAGAGUGGCUGCCCACGUCUGCCGAGGACCCACGCCGACGUGUUCUCCUGCUGCACGGUUACCAGGACAAUGCUGGUAGCUUUGACCACCUUGUGCCAAAGCUUGACCCUCGAUGGCAUGCUGUGGCCAUUGACUUCACGGGCCACGGCCUAUCUUCACACUUGCCCGAAGCGAUACCGUGCAUUUCAGUGCAGUUUUGGCUUGACAUAUCACGUGCGGCUAACCACCUUGGCUGGAGUCAAUUCUCUCUGAUUGGACAUAGUGUAGGAGGUCUAGUGGGCCAGCACUAUGCCUGCAUCUUUCCUGAGAAGGUCCAAAAUUUAGUCAUGAUUGAUGCCUUGGCUCCUAUGUAUGAUCAACAUAGCAAACUUUCACGAAGCUUAAGAGAAAUGUUAGAAGGCCACUUGCGGCUUGAACAGAAGGAUCUCAGCAAGCCACCUGUCUACACGGAAGAGGAAGUGAUAAAGCUUUACAAGCAUAGUCUGGUUCCAGGCUACCUUCCUGAAAACAUUAGGACGCUGAUGAAACGUGGUUGUAAGCCUGCUGGAGAUGGUCGCUACAUCCUGACGAAGGACACACGGCUUAGAUACAUCCAGUGGACUCGGAUUGACAGUAAUGCUCUAAAAGAAUACUACGGUGGCUACACCAACAACCUCUUGGUAGUGAUGGCCGUUCCUGGAUUUGGUGUCACAUCUGCGAAGCACAAGAUACUGUCCGACGUCUAUGAACAAAACUGCCGCACGUUUCAGAUUGUUCAAGUAGAGGGCAACCACCAUGUUCACAUGACUUAUCCAGAUGCAGUAGCUAGUCACAUACGUCCCUUUUUAGAACCACAGUGAUGUCAUAAACAAUAUAAUAAUGUCAGUUUUCUAUUGUCAUACCUUAUUCUUCCAAGCAGCCAUGGAGAUAAUUUUUGCUCUGUGGUGAUGCAUUCCUUCACCAAUGUUUCAUGUUGUGGAUGAUGUCAUCUGUGGCCUCAAGGUGACUGUGCUGUGUAUACUGGUGUUAUUUGGUGAAGCUGGAAGUGCAUUUGAAAUUUAUACUGUGGGAAAACGUAACUGUAAGUCGGAAUCAGUGUCACAAAAAGGAAAAGCCAGCAUGCAGAACCCAUUUAACUUGGAUGAAUAUGAAAAUUGGUGGCUGGCAUUCAUCAUCAUUUCUGCAUUCCUUUUGCCUUAUAGUCUUUGUGCUACUUUCAUUCACCGUGUCCCAACUAGACAAUAAAAAUGCUCUACUUUAGUUCAA